CAACAUGGCCGCAACAGAGCCUUGUCGGUUGGUUUGGCACUUCCGGUUGGGCAGUUACAGGAUACUACCGUAUUUAGAGUUAACGAGGCUUCUGUGCUUUCAUCGAGUGUUGGACUACAGCUUCUCCACCAGCUUCACUAAUGGAGAAAACAUUUAGUGAGUUCAAGAAACGGCGUCUGAACAAAAUUGACCUCAGUAAAAAGGGUAAUGUGGAUGAAGAUAUUGUUCAUUUAGUGGAUUUGCUCAAUACCUGCGAGCAGUAUUUUACGACCAGUUCCUGCUCCGGACGCAUUACGGUCAUUGACGGGGCUCCCGAAAGCUGUGUCGUGCAGAAGAGAAACCUUGUCUUGCUGUUUGUUUCUCAUAAGGAAUGCAAAUUUGAUGACGUGAUGUCUGCUUUGGUCAGCUCUUGUGGAAAUGCUGUGCUGAAGUUUGAGCCAUUUAUCCUCCAUCUUCAGUGCAGGACACUGGGGGACGCACAGUUAAUGCUUUCAGCAGCUGUCCAGUCUGGUUUCAGGAACUCUGGUCUCAUUUUGAGCAAGGCCGGGAAGAUCAUUGUGGCAAUCCGCUCUACCCAUAGCCUGGAGGUUCCGCUUAGUCACCAAGGCAAGCUAUUGGUUUCACAUGAGUACUUAGAGUUUUUAAUUGGGAUAGCCAAUCAAAAGAUGGGAGAUAAUUUAAGACGAAUUCAAAGGUUUUACCAGACCCUCAAGACAACUGUGAUUUCAAAGGACCACCAGAAACUACCAAGCAAAGAAGAAAUGCGUGUGACAAAGAAUAAUAAAUCAAUUGUGUCUGAACAGAGGCAAAAAUUAAGAGGCAUAAUUAAUGAUUGCCAUACUGAUGGAGGCAGCAGUAUAAUUGAGAUGGAUGAAGAACUGCAUUUAGCUAAAUGGUUAAAUGAUGUUGUUUAAAGCCUGUCUGAAGAUGUCUGGUCUCACUUAAUCUAUUUAAAAAAUAAAAACUUUUAUUUUCAUUUA
This is a messenger RNA of Syngnathoides biaculeatus (alligator pipefish), 980 nucleotides long. RefSeq names its product tRNA-yW synthesizing protein 3 homolog (S. cerevisiae) (gene tyw3). The record is from RefSeq and is a predicted model, not a curated record. Gene Ontology annotation, molecular function: tRNA methyltransferase activity. The transcript is spliced from 6 exons. Gene Ontology annotation, biological process: tRNA methylation; wybutosine biosynthetic process. NCBI's taxonomy places the organism in Eukaryota, Metazoa, Chordata, Actinopteri, Syngnathiformes, Syngnathidae. Bases 141 to 914 code for a protein of 257 amino acids.